Messenger RNA from Oncorhynchus masou masou (cherry salmon), 8066 nucleotides. RefSeq names its product multiple PDZ domain protein-like. The transcript has 49 exons. Gene Ontology annotation, biological process: regulation of microtubule cytoskeleton organization; microtubule organizing center organization; tight junction assembly. Gene Ontology annotation, cellular component: plasma membrane; cytoplasm; bicellular tight junction. Gene Ontology annotation, molecular function: protein binding. NCBI's taxonomy places the organism in Eukaryota, Metazoa, Chordata, Actinopteri, Salmoniformes, Salmonidae. The coding region runs from base 182 to 6286 and encodes 2034 amino acids. The record is from RefSeq and is a predicted model, not a curated record.
UAGAAUAUCGAGUUACAAUACGCCCCAUCUUUAAACCCAGUCUAUGCGCCGUUAGCCGGAGUACAACAGGACACGUCCUGUGUAAGCCGCCAGCCAAGGGUCAACGCCUGUGCCAUGACUACGUGAAGAGUGGCACUCAUCGGUUGAUAGGCAGCUAUCACAUCUACCAGGAACAAAAGACAUGAUUGAGACAAUGGAUACCCAGCGUGCCUUGCAGGCAGUGGAGCGUCUCCAGGCCAAGCUGAAGGACCGGGGGGAGGUCCCCACAGAGGAAAAGCUCAGCCUGCUCAAGUCAGUUCUCCAGAGCCCCCUGUUCCACCAGAUUCUUGCCCUGCAGAAGUCUGUCCAGCUCCUCAAAGACCAGGGUGGUGUCACAUCAACACUUAGCGAUGAACUGAGUGAAUGCUACACAUCAGCCCAGGCCAAUGGUGGCCAUCUUGCCUACCCAGAAGCCUCCACUAGUACACAGGUCAAUGGGAAGCAAUCGCCUGAGGAUUUUGAGCACAUCAUUCGCUCCAUGGCUCAGGGGCGCUACGUGACGCACAUGGAGCUGGUGAAGCCACUGUCUGGGGGUCUGGGCUUCAGCGUGGUUGGCCUGAGGAGCGAGAACCGCGGGGAGCUGGGCAUCUUCGUCCAGGAGAUCCAGCCCGGGAGCGUGGCCCACUGCGAUGGGAAGUUGAAGGAGUCAGACCAGAUCUUGGCCAUCAACGGUCAACCCCUGGACCAGACAGUGACCCACCAGCAGGCCAUAGGCAUCCUGCAGAGAGCAUCUGAGUGCGUGCAGCUCACUAUAGCCAGAGGACCCAUCCCUCAGCUGGCCAGCCCCGUGGUGUCCCGUACCCCCUCCGCUGCCAGCACUCUGUCUGCCCACUCCAGUGCGGCCCACUGGAAUCAUGUGGAGACCAUGGAGCUGGUCAAUGACGGGACAGGCCUGGGCUUUGGCAUUGUGGGAGGAAAGACCACCGGUGUCAUUGUCAAAACCAUCCUGCCUGGAGGCAUUGCUGAUCAGGAUGGGCAUCUGCGCAGUGGGGACCACAUCCUCAAGAUUGGGGACACUGACCUAUAUGGCAUGGGAAGUGAGCAGGUGGCUCAGGUCCUGAGGCAGUGUGGUAACCGAGUGAAGUUGGUCAUCACCAGAGGCCCUCCAGAGGAGACCGCCAUCGUCCCAAUGGUGUUGCCCACGGUCACAGAGCAACAGGGAUACGAGGAAGAGGAGGCCGAAGCGUUCGACGUUGGGCUGACCAAGAACGCCCAGGGUCUGGGAAUCACCAUCGCCGGCUAUGUGGGGGACAACAAUUCUGAGCCCUCUGGUAUUUUCGUGAAAAGUAUAACUAAAGACAGUGCGGUAGAGCAAGACGGCCGGAUCCAUGUUGGGGACCAGAUCAUAGCCGUGGACGGUAUUAACAUCCAGGGCUACACCAACCAGCAGGCCGUGGAGGUGCUGAGACACACGAGCCAGACAGUUCACCUGAAGCUGAUCAGGCGAGGCUUCCGUCCAGAGGAUAUCCCACCCGCUGUGGUGCCCAGUGUGAUCGUAGUCUCACCAACCCCAGGGGGCAGAGACACGACACUGGAGAGGACGGAUGUUGUGGACGCCACCACUCGAGGUAAGAAACAGUACCAGGCAUUGAGUGAGGAAUCUGACGUCACCAACGUAAAGGAUCAGUUAACUGAGAAGACCAGAGACGAAGCAAAGCUAACAGAGGAUGAGGAGUUAGAGCUGAAGAAGAAGUGGCAGGAGACUCUCGGCCCCAGCAAGGAAGUAGUGGUUGCCCAAGUGGAGAAGUUCAGUGAGAGCAGUGGUCUGGGAAUCAGUCUGGAUGCCAACAGCGGGCACCACUACAUCCGCUCCGUCCUGCCGGAGGGGCCAGUGGGACGCUGUGGGAAACUCUUCAGUGGGGACGAACUGCUCGAAGUUAAUGGAAUAUCCCUGAUUGGUGAGACCCACAAGGAAGUGGUGAGCAUUCUGAAGGAGCUGCCUGUCUGUGUCCACAUGGCCUGCUGUAGACCCGCCCCUCUCCUGAAGAGUGACAGGGAUUCUGGCCAACCGGGGUUGGAUGAAUUUGCUACUGAACCUAUAAUGAAGAUACAGGGAGACCUCGGCAGUUUCCUGGUUUUCGAAGGUUCCGAGGGGGUGGCGACGAGGGAAAAUGUAACGGAUGAGACACUCGGAGCUCCUUUGGCCAUGUGGGAGACGGAGAUACAGGACAUUGAGCUGGAGAAGGGUGAGAGCGGACUGGGAUUCAGCAUCUUGGACUACCAGGACCCAAUGGAUCCUGCCAAGACGGUGAUUGUGAUUCGCUCUCUGGUGUCUGAAGGAGUGGCAGAACAGGAUGGCAGGCUAUUGCCAGGUGACCGGCUCAUGUUCGUCAACAGCACCAACCUGGACAACGCCAGUCUGGAGGACGCUGUCCAGGCAUUGAAGGGGGCUAACAUCGGCAUGGUCCACAUUGGGGUGGCUAAACCACUACCUAUUGACUCCAAUGAGGUAGACCUGACCGACGAGAGGGUGUUGGCGCAUCGCUUCUCUGGCGAAGAGGAUGACACCUUCCAGGCAUCCAUGAUUGCCCUCCAUGGCAGCACCUGCAGCGCUGACCUGUCCUACCAGAUGAUCUUGCAGUCCUCCACACCCAAGCGGAGUGCUCAUCUGGACUUGUUGACCGAACAUCCCUUCGUGACGUUGUCCUGCCUCGCAGACGACACUGAACCCUUUUCCCCGGAGAAGAAGCCCGUCGCUUUCCCCCUGCCCAGGAAUAUUGGAAGUCACACCCUAAUGAUUGACAACAACACACUAGCUAUCUCCGAUCAGUACCUGGCGCAUCAAUUAACCCAAUUGGAGCCGUCGGAUCUGUCGAACUCGUGCAGUCCGUACACUGACCCCGAGCCCGGUUUGAAUGAUUUGGGGGAGCCAGUGCAGUCUCUUCGUUUUCCGGUGGAGCCCACCAUGGCCGUUGCGGACAUAGGGGAGAUGGAAUGCUUAAUGAAGGGGGAUGAGCCAUCUGUAAAGCAGUCCAAAGAGGAAGGGGACAAGAUUAGAACCACUGGGAGUAAUUUUGAAAGGACAAUCACUGUUGUCAAGGGCAACUCCAGUCUCGGAAUGACGGUGAGCGCCGUCAAGGAAGGCUUGGGGAUGCACAUCCGCAGCAUCAUCCACGGAGGCUCCAUCAGCCGAGACGGCCGUCUGGGGGUGGGGGACCUCAUCCUGGCCAUCAACGGCGAGCCCACGGCCAACCUGACCAAUACACAGGCCCGCGCCAUGCUCCGGAGACACUCCCUCAUCGGGCCAGACAUGGGAUCUGCUUGUGCACCAGAGGACGAUCUGUGCCCCUUUUAUGUCAUCACCUAUGUUCCCAUGGAGUAUCUGGAGGAGUACAAGGCCAGCCUGGAGCAGCCUAAAGAUGACAUCUUCUCUGAUGCUCCUCAGGCCCCAAAAAGAGAAAUCCCAGAACUCCCAGAGAGGGAGGAAGGAGAGGGAGAGGAGAGCGAGCUACAGAGUGCCACCUUCAGUAACUGGAACCAGCCCAGGAAGGUGGAGCUCAAAAAAGAAGCUGGCAAGUCCCUUGGCAUCAGCAUCGUGGGGGGCAGAGGGAUGGGCAGUCGCCUCAGCAACGGCGAGGUGAUGCGGGGCAUCUUCAUCAAACACAUCCUGGAGGACAGCCCCGCCGGCCGCGACGGAACCCUGAAGACAGGAGACAGGGUUGUUGAGGUGGAUGGCGUGGACUUGAGAGAUGCCAGUCACGAGCAGGCUGUGGAGGCCAUCCGCAGGGCAGGAAACCCUGUCGUGUUCCUCGUGCAGAGUAUCGUCCACAGGCCCAGGUCCUCAACCACGGACACCAACGAGGAGAGAGCGGCGGCCAUGGCACGGCGCAAUAGUGACAAGGAGGUUGAGAGUCACAGUAGACUAUUCCUACGCCUCUCCCCAACUAACCCUUUCACUCCUACUCCGUUUAAGCCACUAAAGAGGGAAGCGGGAAAGACAUCGUCCACCACUCCUCAUCUCUCGCUUCCCGUGGUUCCCCACGUCGGAGAGACAGACACCGAUACCCUGACAGAGAUUCCCGACAGACAGGCCCAGGCGGAGGACGAGGAUGAGUUUGGCUACAGCUGGAAGAGCAUCAUUCAGCGCUACGGCAGCCUUCCGGGGCUGCUGCACAUGAUUGAGCUGGAGAAGGGGAAGACCGGCCUGGGCCUUAGUCUGGCUGGCAACCGCGACCGCUCUCGCCUGAGCGUGUUUGUGGUCGGGAUCGACCCCUGUGGCGCCGCCGUCAAAGAUGGUCGCAUUGUGGUUGGGGAUGAACUGUUGGAGAUCAAUGGGCAGAUUCUGUAUGGGCGGAGUCACCAGAAUGCCUCCUCCAUCAUCAAAAGCGCUCCGUCGAAGGUCAAGAUCAUUUUCAUCAGGAACACAGAUGCUUUGAACCAGAUGGCUGUAGGACCAGUGAGGGAACAUGGAGACACCCUGGAGCCCCAGACGGAGCUGGAAAGAUGUACCUCCAUUAUACCCUCGGCGAUCGAUGUCGACAUGUUCAAGUAUGUGCAGCACGUCAUUCUGCCGAAGGAGGAGGGUGGAUUCGGCAUCACUUUCAGUGAGGAAGACCCCAGGACCGGGGUGGUGAUUCAGAGUAUAACUGAAAAAGGACCAGCAGGAAAGGACGGCAGCAUCAAAUCUGGAGAUAAACUCCUGGCUGUGGAGGAUGAACCAGUGGUGGGCUACACUGUGGAAAGGGUCCACACUCUACUGGGGAACGCCAAAGGCUCCGUGAAGUUGACAAUCUGCGCGAAUGAGUCAUUGCCCCUCCCCCCCUACGAUACUGAUCAGGCCACCAGCAUCCCUAGCAUCUACAUGGCUAACCUGGGCCAGCCUGAGUCAGAGCCAAUCAGGAGCUCAAGUCGCUCGUCCACCCCUGGCACUCUGGCCUCCUCUGACCCUGUGACCUGUCCCAUCAUCCCCGGCUGUGAGACCACCAUAGACAUCUCCAAAGGCCACACGGGCCUGGGCCUCAGCAUCGUGGGGGGCUGUGACACUCUAUUGGGGACCAUCAUCAUUCACGAGGUCUAUGAGGAGGGAGCUGCCUCCAAGGAUGGGAGACUUUGGGCUGGGGACCAGAUCCUGGAGGUGAAUGGCAUUGACCUGCGCGUGGCCACUCACGACGAAGCUAUCAACGUGCUACGGCAGACCCCUCAGCGGGUGCGUCUGAGCGUGUUCAGGGAUGAGGCGCAGUACAAGGAGGAGGGCCUGUGGGAUGCCUUUACCGUGGAGCUGAACAAGAAGCCCGGCCAGGGCCUGGGCCUCAGCAUCGUGGGGAGAAGGAACGACACAGGGGUGUUUGUGUCGGACAUAGUGAAAGGGGGCGUGGUGGAGAGUGACGGGAGGCUGAUGCAGGGAGACCAGAUCCUGUCCGUCAACAAGGAGGAUGUCAGAAACGCCACCCAGGAGUCAGUGGCUGCACUGCUGAAGUGUGGUGUGGGACCCAUAGUGAUGGAGGUGGGCAGAUUUAAAGCCGGACCCUUCCACUCUGAGAGAAGGUUCUCGCAGAGCAGUCCGAUAAGUGAAACGGGCAGCUGCAAGGUGACCCCUCACUCGCUGUCAGCCUCCUCUGGUAGCCUCCAGAUGGACUGUGACAGCGUACAACAUACAACACUGGACCACCAGGAGAUCAGAAUUGUUGAAUUCACAAAGGGUCUCACUGAUUCAUUGGGCAUCAGUAUUGCGGGUGGAGUGGGCAGUCCCCUGGGCGAUGUGCCCAUCUUCAUCGCCAUGAUGAACCCUACUGGCCUCGCUGCCCAGACACACAAACUCAAGAUCGGUGACAUGAUCGUCAGUAUCUGUGGUACCGCUACUGAGGGUAUGAGCCACGGUCAGGCUGUCACCCUGCUGAAGAAUGCCACCGGCACCAUCGAGCUGCAGGUGGUAGCAGGGCGUGAUACCACAGUGACCGGCCCGUCUCAGGAGCAGACAGCUGCCGGACUCUCAGUCUCCAGCCUUACUGCUACUAGCAUCUUCCACGACGACCUGGGACCUCCUCAGUAUAAGACCAUUACCCUGGCCAGGGGCCCAGAUGGCCUGGGCUUCAGCAUUGUUGGUGGCUUUGGAAGCCCACAUGGAGACCUGCCCAUUUAUGUGAAAACCGUGUUUGGGAAGGGGGCAGCGUCAGAGGACGGGCGUCUGAAGCGGGGGGAUCAGAUUAUGGCUGUUAACGGACAGAGUCUGGAGGGGGUCACCCACGAGGAGGCCGUGGGCAUCCUGAAGAGGACCAAGGGAACAAUUGCCCUCACUGUGCUCUCCUAGACACACACACACACACCUCACCCUACACGCAUAGACAAAGCCUUGGAUCUUGGUGUAGACACACACUCACCCUAAUAUACUGUAUAUGUAUUGAAAUGUGAACACACCCAUUCCUAAACUCUAACAUGCUGACCAAACCGGACGCGCGCAAAUUGAUUUUGUUCACCCACACCAGAAGCGAUCAGAACACACAGGUUGAAAUAUCAAAACAAACUCUGAACCAAUUAUAUUAAUUUGUGGACAGGUCGAAUAGCAUUAAACAUUUAUGGCAAUUUAGCUAUCUCGCUUGCUAGUUAAUUAGUUAGUUUCUCGUCAUAUCUCCUCCUUUCUUUUGGCUUCUUUUUCUUCAUUGGACUUUAUAUGGUGGUUGGCAACCAACUUUACGGUGCAUUACUACAACCGACUGGAGUGGGGACCUCAGUUAAUCUUUCAAUCACCCACGUGGGUAUAUGCUCCUAAACACCGAUGAGGAUAAAGAGGCAGGACUUGCAGCGCGUUGAGCUUGACAAAUAGAGCCAACUUCUAUUUUAGCGCCUGGCCACGCAGACUCUAGCUGUUGCGCGCAAGCAGGGUGGGUGCAUUGAUUGAAUGAACAGGUAUGUGUACAUUUAUUUUGCAACCUUCGCAAGAAGGUUACAAGAAGCUACUGCAGGUAGACUGAAAUAUUCACUGGACAAUGUGGCUCAGAUCUAUUAUACUCUAGUUUUCUAUGCUCAGACAUGGACUGUGUUAUUAUGAUAUUUAGGGUUAAGGGCCCUUUUAAGCAAUAUCUGAAAAAUAUUGGUAGAAUAAGACCAUUAUUUAAAGCUUAUGCUACUGUAAACUGCUGUCCAUCCUCUUCUAUAGUGAAGUCACUGUCGUAUUUAAGUCUAGACUCUAGACUGAUUUAACAUUUGAAUAACGUUUUGUUUGUGACGCAAACCACCUUUUCAGGUGUGAAAUGAUCUUAAAGCUUUGGUUUCUUGGUCAGACGUUCUACAGACCAAGUAUCUAAGUGUGUGUACAUGGUCACACACUCAGGGAACGGAGAGGGUGCGUAUGAGACGUAGUGUAGUUUUACUAAUGCAGAUGUGAAGUAUUGUUUCACAGUAUUUUACCGUUCAAGUAUUACCUAUUUUUAUGGUCAUUGUCUGCCAUGACCGUACUUUAUCAUAAUAUGAUAGUAGGUGAAGAAAACCAGUUAAUAUGGUCCAUCUCAGCUGUCUCCAACCUGGAGAGUUAUUGCAGCCUUUUACUCAAACCUAGCACUAAGCACAGCUGUUUCACAUACUCAACCGUUGACAGUUUUCAGUAUGGACAACAAUUAGCCGAAUCAAUUGUGUUGGGCUGGAACAAAAGCCUGUACACCCGGUCACUCUCCAGGAAGUUGGAGCUUCCUAAUUAAUUUCAAACCAUUAGCUAGAUACCCCAUGUUCUAGUUUCACAACAAUGAAUCCCCUUUUUAACAUGGCGUCAGUCACUCUUGCAGAUGUAGGGUCUUAAUUUGAGCCAGUUUGCGACAGCAGGAAAAUAAUCCUGCAGCAACAGGAAAUGUGAAUUAUUAUGUGGGAUUAUAAUUAUGGACAUUUUUUUUAGGGGAUUCCAAGUGGAAAUAACACACUUCAGAAGCCCUUUUAAACCUCAAAUACACAACAUGUUUAAAAUGUCAGGACAGUUCUCCAGCAACAGGGUGAUCAAAUUAAGAUCCUAUAUUACAAAACAUGUGUACCUAGUUAAGUACAUCCAGCACAGUAUUGAGUUGUUCAGAGGCUGAAUUAAUAAAAGUUACCUUCAAGCCCCA